Metopolophium dirhodum (rose-grain aphid) is the source of this 2158-nucleotide messenger RNA. RefSeq names its product septin-1 (gene Septin1). The coding region runs from base 136 to 1212 and encodes 358 amino acids. The record is from RefSeq and is a predicted model, not a curated record. Gene Ontology annotation, cellular component: cell division site; synaptic vesicle; septin complex. NCBI's taxonomy places the organism in Eukaryota, Metazoa, Arthropoda, Insecta, Hemiptera, Aphididae. Gene Ontology annotation, molecular function: GTP binding; molecular adaptor activity; GTPase activity. Gene Ontology annotation, biological process: regulation of exocytosis; cytoskeleton-dependent cytokinesis. The transcript is spliced from 9 exons.
GAACAAUCAAAUAAAGAACUAAAGAAGUGUAGAGUUGAUUGUGGAUUGUCCGGUGUUUAGUUGCUACUUUGCUAGUUAGUAGUUUGUGACCGUUUUCGUAAUUUACAUUAAAGGCAGGUGUCUACGACAGCAAUAAUGUCCAGCGAUUCGAUUAAAACAUUCAACAAUGUGGAGUCACCUGGAUUCGUCGGUUUUGCCAAUCUGCCGAAUCAAGUACACCGUAAGUCCGUGAAAAAAGGCUUUGAAUUCACGCUUAUGGUGGUCGGGGAGUCGGGUCUCGGAAAAUCCACGCUCGUCAACAGUCUCUUCUUAACGGAUUUAUAUCCCGAACGCACCAUUCCAGAUGCCAUUGCAAAAACCAAGCAGACUGUAAAAUUGGACGCAUCAACUGUAGAAAUUGAAGAGCGCGGUGUGAAAUUACGACUUACUGUAGUCGAUACUCCUGGUUUUGGGGAUGCCAUAGAUAACUCUGAUAGUUUUCGAGCUAUUAUUCAAUAUAUUGAUGAGCAGUAUGAACGUUUUCUAAAAGAUGAAAGUGGAUUAAACAGACGUCAUAUUAUUGAUAAUCGUGUUCAUUGUUGUUUUUAUUUUGUUUCUCCAUUUGGACAUGGAUUAAAGCCAUUGGAUAUUGAACUAAUGAAAAAACUACAUAAUAAAGUGAAUAUUGUUCCUGUCAUUGCCAAAUCAGAUGUUCUUACUAAAAAAGAAAUACAGAAAUUAAAAAAAAGAAUACUAGAAGAAAUUAAUGCUAAUGGCAUAAAGAUUUACCCUCUACCAGAUUGUGACAGUGACGAAGAUGAAGAUUAUAAAGAACAGGUUAAGCAAUUAAAAGAAGCUGUACCAUUUGCUGUCUGUGGUGCAAAUCAAUUAUUAGAAGUGCGUGGUAAAAAAGUCCGAGGGCGGUUCUAUCCUUGGGGUGUUGUUGAAGUCGAAAAUCCUGAACAUUGUGACUUUAUCAAACUGCGUACUAUGCUUAUCACACACAUGCAAGAUCUACAAGAAGUAACACAAGAAGUACAUUAUGAAAACUAUCGAUCAGAGCGUUUAGCAAAAGGAGUACCUGUGCCGAAAAGAACUACAUCACUACCUGAACAUGAGAAAAAUUCUGGCUCAGAAAAAGAUAGAAUUUUGCAGGAAAAGGAGGCUGAACUUAAACGUAUGCAAGACGUCAUUGCCAAGAUGCAAGCUCAAAUACAACAACAAACACCUUAGUAUCAUCUCAAUAUUAACCGUUUACACAUUUUUCAAAUGACUGUUUUGAAAAUAAUAUCUUUUGAUUCCAUGAUGCCAUUAUUUAAAACUAUUUUAUUCUUAUGAUCAUUCCAAAUGACUACAGCUUAAAUGAUAAUAUAAGUUUAAAUUCCAAUUUAACAUUAAGGUGUACCUUAACCUAUAAACUAUAAUUAUCGUUUAAUUCAUAAGUAUUUUUUUUAAAUGUAUAAUUAAAUUAUAUUAUUUAAAAAUAUUAAGUACAAUUAAUGUACAAUAUUAUCUACAUUUCAGUCAUACAUGGGUAACAUACAAAAUGGUGCCUUUUAAUUUAUGCCUGUUGAAACUUGAGCAUGUUCAGUACAUCAAAUUCAUUUUGACUGAUUUAUGAUACAAAGUUAUGACAUAUAAUUUUAACAUUAUAUUUUAUUUGGAUAAAAUAAUCAUAUUUCACCUAACCUCUAGUUAAGAUCUGAUACUUAUAAUUUUAUACUUUUUAUUUAUUAUUAAAAAUAAAUUCCAGAUUUAAUUUAUAAUUAUUAAAAAUAUAUAUUAUGUGUUUCGAUAGUUUUUAUUUUUGCUGUGCUGUGGCAAAUCCAGAAUUUUUUUUGGGGGAGAACAAAAAUUAGUUUUUGACAGAUUUUAUCUGAAAAUAAUUUAUUUAAUAAACUAUUUUUUACUAUAACAAUUUUUGAGGAGGUUACAACCCCCUCCCCCCUGGAUAUGCCACUUCAAGGGGGAGUACCUCAAAAUUAUUUUGGAUUUUAACAUGAUUGAAUAUUCUGAGGUUCAAUAUAAACAAUUAUUCAAUUUUGCAUGUACUUAAAUAUUUUUAUUUUUUUUUAAUAUUCCUUAAUUGUGUGUAUUUAUAGUAAAUAAUAAGUAAUGUACAUAUUAUAAUAUAUAAUCUUUAUACAAAAUAUACAAUAUAUAUGCCAUUAUACAUUUA